This is a messenger RNA of Nothobranchius furzeri (turquoise killifish), 1308 nucleotides long. RefSeq names its product inhibin subunit alpha (gene inha). NCBI's taxonomy places the organism in Eukaryota, Metazoa, Chordata, Actinopteri, Cyprinodontiformes, Nothobranchiidae. Gene Ontology annotation, cellular component: extracellular region. Gene Ontology annotation, molecular function: cytokine activity; growth factor activity. The record is from RefSeq and is a predicted model, not a curated record.
GUACAGUCAUGGUGUCCUGUGGCAUGCCUAUCCUGGUUCUGCUCUGGAUCCAGAGUUUGGUCCAAGCCUACAAGCCAGAGGAGCUGCCCAGGGGAGUCAUCUUGUCCUGGUUUAAAGAGCGAGUUCUGGAGAACUUGGGUCUGGAGAAGCCACCUCUUACCAGGGUACGGGGUCCUGGAGAGGACACAACACCACCAAACGUGGAGCAGAGACACAGGAGGGUCCUCCGGACCACCAGAGCAGUGAGGGAGAACCAUGAACCCAGCAGGGACCGGGAAACGUCUCAGGUGAUUCUGUUCCCAUCUGACUCAUCUUUUGCCCUUGUUGACUCAGCCAUGAAUAAAAGCACCAGAAGCUACUUCACCUUCUACUUCCAGCCCUCUAAAAACCUUCAGGCCGCUGUGGUCACAUCUGCUCACUUCUGCUUCUUUGAGGGAGGCGCUGGUUCGUCUGCCUCACUCUUCAUCUUCUCAGCACAGCAGCUCUACCAGGCAGCACAAACUCCAACACUGAGGAGCUCUGAUGGAUGGAGCACCUUCAGUCUGGAUGGGCCGUUGAUGAACUCCAUUGCUGAGGGUCCAUUUCUGCUUCAGGUCCGGUGUCUGGCCUGUCAGUGGAAUCGUGACCCAGAGCAGAUGGCCUUUCUUCAUCUCCACGUCAAGCCCAGGGGUCGUACUCGUUCUCCCCGUGAUGCAGUAGUAACCAUCCCCUGGUCUCCUACAGCCCUACACCUCCUCCAGAGGCCCUCACAGGAGGAACCUCAGCACGACGACUGCCGCAGAGAAGAAAUCGAGAUCAGCUUUGAGGAGCUGGGCUGGGACAGCUGGAUCGUCCAACCGAAGGUGCUGACCUUUUACUAUUGUCAUGGGAACUGCUCGGCUUGGGAUCGGACUUCCGCUAGAUUAGGGAUGACUCAGUGCUGCGCGCCGGUUCCAGGGUCCAUGAAGUCCCUGAAGAUCACGACAACAUCUGAUGGUGGGUACUCCUUCAAGUAUGAGACCCUGCCCAACAUCAUGCCUAAGGAGUGCACCUGUGUCUGAACCCCAAAGGUUCCCCAAAAUCCCUCCCACUGAGAGACUUCCCGUGGUGACCUGCAGAUGUGAUGGAUUUUUCUUCAGCAGAAAAUGGGGAAAUUCACUCGUUUAAUAUUUUAGGAGUUUAGCGUUCGUAUUAAAUCGUCUCAGAUGAGAGUUGUGGAACUGUUCAUUUUCUUUUACCUAACCCAAACCAAAAGAUGUGAUUGAAAUUUCUUUGUACAUGUCGAGUUAAAAAUGUCUUUGGAUUCUGGAAUAAAAUAAACUGGUCAGA